CCUCUUCCGGUUACGGCGAAAGCAGCUCCAAGAUGGUGCAGCGCCUGACUUACCGCCGUAGGUUGUCCUACAACACGGCCUCUAAUAAAACCAGACUGUCCCGGACUCCUGGGAACCGUAUCGUGUACCUGUACACCAAGAAGGUCGGCAAAGCCCCCAAGUCAGCCUGUGGCAUCUGCCCUGGGAGACUGCGUGGAAUUCGUGCCGUCAGACCUCAGGUUCUGAUGAGGCUCUCCAAGACCAAGAAGCACGUGAGCAGGGCUUACGGAGGAUCCAUGUGUGCAAAGUGUGUGCGCGACAGGAUCAAGCGUGCUUUCCUGAUUGAGGAGCAGAAGAUCGUCGUGAAGGUGCUGAAGGCACAAGCACAGAGCCAGAAAACGAA
Austrofundulus limnaeus is the source of this 382-nucleotide messenger RNA. RefSeq names its product ribosomal protein L34 (gene rpl34). Gene Ontology annotation, biological process: translation. Lineage: Eukaryota; Metazoa; Chordata; Actinopteri; Cyprinodontiformes; Rivulidae. Gene Ontology annotation, molecular function: structural constituent of ribosome. The record is from RefSeq and is a predicted model, not a curated record. Gene Ontology annotation, cellular component: ribosome.